Mollisia scopiformis is the source of this 405-nucleotide messenger RNA. RefSeq lists its product as uncharacterized. Lineage: Eukaryota; Fungi; Ascomycota; Leotiomycetes; Helotiales; Mollisiaceae. The transcript has a single exon. The record is from RefSeq and is a predicted model, not a curated record. Bases 1 to 405 code for a protein of 134 amino acids.
AUGUAUACCUCAAGCAUCAUCGCCGCUUUCACCACCGUCUUGGCUCUUGCCUCCGCUGUCCCAGCACCAGCUCGUCAAAUCCAGGCUCGCGCAGCUCCAGUCGUCGAUGUCCUCGUUCAAACCUCUCCAUUGAACUCGGCCAAUGUCCAAGCCAGCGCCGUUCAAGUCAUUCUCGGGGAAGUCAAAGUGGUUAUUGGCAACUCGGGAUUCUCUCCAAGCCAAGCCUCCAAGUUGAGCAUCUCGCCUUUCGGUGCCACUACCGAUAUCACCACGGUUGAGUGCCAGGCCUUCAGCGAUACCAAGGGAGAGAUUCCAGUUUCAGGCAUCUUCAGCAGUGCUUACCCCGCCAUACUUUCAUCCACUGCGACUGUGCCUGUUGGGUCUAUUAUUUGCGAGUAUAUCUAG